UUCUCCUCCAUCACGGUCUUUCGUUGAGUUCUGGGCCUCUUCUCCCAACGCUAGUGGCGAUUGCUCCUCUUCAGCUAGAAAAAUGACGAUGUUCAGGAACUUAAAACUUCUUCUCUGGAAGAAUUUCAUUUUAAAGAAACGAAAGACUCUGGUAACAGUCCUUGAAAUCUUGAUGCCGUUACUGUUCUGUGCAGUUAUACUAUAUCUUCGUUUUGGUAGUUUGCCAAGAAAGAGACCUCCUAUAGACUACAAUAUAACUGACAUCACUUCUCUGCCAGAAUUCUUCAAUCAAUUUCCUCUGAAAAGUAAAUUUCAAUUAGUUUAUAUCCCUUCCAAAAGUGAAACUUUGAAGAAUAUCACUGAAAUGGUGGAAGACUUCUUUCCUGUUGAGUUUGAAGUUCUAGGCUGCCCUUCAGUACCUUUGUUUGAAAAGUACAUAAUUCAAGAUCCCAAAGCUUUUUACGUAUUGACUGGGAUUGUUUUUGAUCAUAACUUCAAUGACAGCACGGAACCCUUGCCACUUGAGGUUAAGUACUACUUGCGCUUCAGUUUCUUUCAGAGGAAUUAUUUAUCCUUGAGUUUCAUCCUCCCUCAAGAUGACGUCCAGGGCUGGCUCACAUCCUUUCUUUAUCCUCCUAACCUAAGUCAUGAGCCCCGAGACUAUGGAGUUUCUGAAGGGGGAGCUCCAGGAUACUACCAAGAAGGCUUCCUGUCCAUACAGCAUGCGACAGAUAGAGCCAUCAUGUGGCACCACGCUCCCACUGAGACGACUGGGCUGUUUCAGAGCCUCAGUGUGCUUCUGAAGAGAUUCCCACACGGUGCCUAUGUCCGGGACAGCUUCUUCCUGGUCCUGCAGAAUGAGUUCCCUCUUUUCCUAAUGCUCAGCUUCAUCUGCAUUGAGCUCAUCACCAUCAAUUCCAUCGUACUGGAGAAGGAGAGGAAGCUGAAGGAGUAUAUGUGCAUGAUGGGGCUGCAAAACUGGCAACACUGGGUGGCUUGGUUCAUCGUGUUCUUUAUUUCUGCCUCCAUUGUUGUUUCUUUCAUGACCAUUCUCUUCUGCACAGAGUUUGAAGAAUCAGCAGUGUUCGGAAACAGUGACCCUAGUUUGAUAUUUGUGUUUCUAAUGUGUUUUGCAAUUGCCACAAUUUUCUUUGCAUUCAUGAUCAGCACUUUCUUCCAAAAAGCUCAUGUUGCCACUGCCUCAGGAGGCAUCAUCUUCUUCUUGACCUACCUCCCAUAUCUCUACCUCGCGUUCACAUACAGCCGAAGGAGCUCCUUCCAAAAGAUUGCCUUUUGCCUCCUCUCCAACGUUGCCAUGGCACUGGGAGUCCGAUUAAUCUCCACAUUUGAAAUAAGAGGCACAGGCAUCCAGUGGAGGAACUUGGGCAGUAUAGGAGGAGAGUUUAACUUCACUCAGGUGCUUCUGAUGCUGCUGCUAGAUUCUGUCUUGUACGGCUUAGUGGCCUGGUAUGUGGAGGCCCUCUUCCCAGGAGAGUAUGGUACACCCAAGCCCUGGUACUUCUUCCUCAUGCCCUCCUACUGGUGGGGAGAACCUACAUCCCUUAGGAAACCUGUACUAGACUUAGAGGAUCCUCAGCAAGCUCUGAGAAACAAGUUCAUUCAGGAUGAGCCUACCAAUUUGAUAAAAGGAAUUGAAAUCCAGCAUCUAUACAAGGUGUUCUACAAGGGAAAGGAUGAACAUAUGGCAGUCAAAGACCUGACCAUGAAUCUAUACCAGGGCCAGAUCACGGUUCUCCUAGGCCACAACGGAGCGGGCAAGACCACCACCUGCAGCAUUCUCACAG
Messenger RNA from Odocoileus virginianus texanus, 1805 nucleotides. The record is from RefSeq and is a predicted model, not a curated record. Lineage: Eukaryota; Metazoa; Chordata; Mammalia; Artiodactyla; Cervidae.